GGCAGAGCCUUCCCUCUCCUUCCGGCGCCGCCAGGCAGUGUGGGAAGGGCGGCGGGAAGAUGGCGGCCGCCGUGUCCGCUCUGUGCCGGCGCCUCACGGGAGCGCUGCGCCUGUCAGGAGCUCGGCCGGGCUCGGCGGUUGCCGGUCUCCCCGGAUUAACACCAAAUCUCUUCCGUAAGAACGUACCAGAAGUGGAGCCCCUCCAUCAGUUGAAGUUUCUGCACACCACUUUGUCUCGGAAAGGUCUGGAGGAGUUUUUUGAUGAUCCAGCAAACUGGGGAGAGAAAAGUGUCAAGUCAGGAGAUGCAUGGAAUAUAAAGCAUUUGAGGGGCAAGAGUAGUGAGGACUUGCACAAACUUUGGUAUGUCCUACUGAAGGAAAAAAACAUGCUUUUAACCUUACAGCAAGAAUCAAAAAGACAACUCAGGCCUAUGCCAAGUCCAGAACGAUUAGAAAAGGUAGAAAAAUCAAUGAAAAACAUAGACUUAGUUGUCAGAGAAAGAGAAAUUGCUUUGAGGCUUUUACAAACUGGCCAUGAAAAACCAGUACCUGGAGAGUGGAGACAAGACUUCUUAGGACGCACAUACUGGUAUAGUUACAAGGAAUGGCCAAUACCAUGGUACUUGAACAAAAAAUACAAAAAGAGGAGAUUCUAUUACUUACCCCAUGUGAAUCGCUUCAUCAGGCUUAGACUUGAAAAAAACUUACGUUUAAGGGCAAAAAGGCAAAACCUAGAGAAGAAAAGGCAGAAGAUGCUGGAAAAGAAGUUCCCUCAUCUUGCUGUAAAGUCUCAGAGCCAGUGACAUGCUGGAAGAGAACUGCAAACAACUGGUCGAGUAUCUUUGUGACUGGAACAUGAAACAACUUCUGAAACCAGCAAACAACUCGACUGAGCAUUCCUGAGAGUCUUCGUCUUUUUUUUAUUCCUACAUUUGACCUAAAUUAAACUUACCAUCUGGAAUCAAAAAGCA
Molecule: messenger RNA, 971 nt
Organism: Calypte anna (Anna's hummingbird)
Lineage: Eukaryota; Metazoa; Chordata; Aves; Apodiformes; Trochilidae
Gene: MRPL47
Product: mitochondrial ribosomal protein L47
Exons: 7
Coding region: 60-803 (247 amino acids)
Biological process (GO): mitochondrial translation
Cellular component (GO): mitochondrial ribosome; mitochondrial large ribosomal subunit
Molecular function (GO): structural constituent of ribosome
Source: RefSeq, a predicted model, not a curated record